Anarrhichthys ocellatus (wolf-eel) is the source of this 2355-nucleotide messenger RNA. It is a transcript of the gene slc6a4a, whose product is annotated as solute carrier family 6 member 4a. The record is from RefSeq and is a predicted model, not a curated record. Gene Ontology annotation, biological process: sodium ion transmembrane transport; serotonin uptake; amino acid transport. The annotation marks the transcript as partial. Gene Ontology annotation, cellular component: plasma membrane; synapse; neuron projection. Lineage: Eukaryota; Metazoa; Chordata; Actinopteri; Perciformes; Anarhichadidae. Gene Ontology annotation, molecular function: serotonin:sodium:chloride symporter activity; serotonin binding. The transcript has 12 exons.
UUUGUAACCCUUGCUCUCCCUCUCUCACCCUCUCUUCCGUCCUCGUGCCUCUGCCCAGGUGCCUUUUUGCUGCCCUACCUGUUGAUGGCCGUGUUCGGAGGCGUCCCUCUAUUCUACAUGGAGCUGGCUCUCGGCCAGUUCCACCGCAGCGGCUGCAUCUCCAUCUGGAAACACAUCUGCCCCAUCUUCAAAGGGAUCGGCUUUGCCAUCUGCAUCAUAUCCCUCUACAUAGCCUUCUACUACAACACCAUCAUGGCCUGGGCAUUGUACUAUUUGCUAUCGUCCUUUCAGCCCACUCUGCCCUGGACCACCUGCACCAACAGCUGGAACACGGUCAACUGUAACCAAUACAUGUCCACCGACCACAACGUGUCGUGGUCCAACUCCUCCACCUCUCCCGCCGAGGAGUUCUAUACUCGCCAGGUGUUGCAAGUCCACCUCUCCCCAGGUCUGCACCAGCUGGGCUCUGUCAGCUGGCAGCUGGCCCUCUGCCUGUUCUUCAUCUUCAUCAUCAUCUACUUCAGCAUCUGGAAAGGAGUCAAGACGUCUGGAAAGGUAGUUUGGGUGACUGCUACCUUUCCCUACCUGGUCCUCCUGGUGUUGCUCAUCCGUGGGGCCACUCUGCCAGGGGCCUGGAGGGGCGUCGUCUUCUAUCUCCAACCUGACUGGCAGAAGCUGCUUAGCACUACAGUGUGGAUUGAUGCAGCAGCUCAGAUCUUCUUCUCGCUGGGUCCGGGGUUUGGCGUGCUACUUGCCUUUGCCAGCUACAACCCGUUUCACAACAACUGCUACAAAGAUGCUUUGGUCACCAGCUCUGUGAACUGCCUGACCAGCUUUCUGUCGGGCUUCGUCAUCUUCACCGUGCUGGGCUACAUGGCUGAGAUGAGGCAUCAGGAUGUGGAUGCUGUGGCCAAGGAUGCUGGUCCCAGUCUGCUGUUCAUCAUCUACGCAGAAGCCAUAGCAAAUAUGCCUGCUGCUACUUUCUUUUCCAUCAUCUUCUUCCUCAUGAUCAUUAUGUUGGGUCUGGACAGCACGUUUGCAGGGCUGGAGGGGGUGAUCACAGCGAUGCUCGAUGAGUUCCCUCAUGCCCUGCCUAAGAGACGAGAGUGGUUUGUCUUGGGCCUGGUGUGCGUGUGCUUCCUCGGGGCUCUCUCCACGCUCACAUAUGGAGGAGCGUUUGUGGUGAAGCUGUUUGAGGAGUACGCUACAGGCCCCGCAGUCAUCACCGUGGUCCUGCUCGAAGUCAUCGUCGUCUCCUGGUUCUACGGUACCAACCGUUUCUGUAAUGACAUCAAGCUCAUGCUUGGUUUCUCCCCGGGGUUCUUCUGGAGGAUCUGCUGGGUGGCCAUCUGCCCCUGCUUUCUGCUGUUCAUCAUCAUCAGUUUUCUGGCCUUCCCUCCAGAGGUCAGGUUGUUCAACUACAACUUCCCGCCAUGGACCACUGUCCUGGGCUACUGCAUCGGGGUGUCUUCAUUCAUCUGUGUGCCUGUUUAUAUGGUCUACUACUUGCUCCGUGCCAAGGGAACAUUCAAACAGCGUCUGUUAAAGAGCAUCACUCCAGAGCCCAGCGGUAACCAAUACACAGACUUCAUUGUCACAAACGCAGUCUGACCAAACCUCGACCAAAAGAAGGUGUCACUCUAGCCACAUAGAGCGCCCUCUUCUGGACAAACUGCAAAACUACAGGACACAAGGGGCUACCUUUCACCAUCUUUGCCUCUUUUUCAUACAUCACUACACUUGUUUUUUAGCCGUCUCACACCAAGAUCUAGAACUAGUGGUGGAGUUAUGCGGAGCCAGGCUGCAGUAGUUCACUGAGCUUUGUUUAGUUUUCUUCCUUUAUGCUGGUUCAGUUCUCCGGUGUUUAAAAACACAAAGCUUAAGCUUCAGUAUCGUCAGAUCAACAUCCUCUCUCUAUUUGUCGCCUAAGUCAUCUUGUGACCAACCUUUCUUCAGGUUAUACAGUUGAAACGAAUGUUUUCUACAAUAAUGGAGUAUGAUACAGUCUGUGUUCAUGUAGACAAAUGAACUGCAGAGAUCAGUCAAAGAAGGCCAGAUAGUUACAUUUAUAUCCUCUCUCUGUCUUUAUGGUUGCAUUUUCAUAUUCUGCUGUUAAGUUAUGCAUUCUAACAUGUAGCACUAUUCAGGUAUCUGUUACUGAAGCCAAAUAUAUGAUAUCUCUUCUGUUCAUAUUUCUAAAGAUAUUCCCAUAUUUUGACUGUCCUUAUGUUGUGUUGACUGUCAGCCUGUGCUUAUUUGGUGGCAUCUUGGACAGGAGACGUAUUUGCAAUGAGUUCCCUACACUGUGAAGCACUGUGUGUGUGUGUGUGUGUGUGUGUGUGUGUGUGUGUGUGU